Striga hermonthica is the source of this 1758-nucleotide messenger RNA. NCBI's taxonomy places the organism in Eukaryota, Viridiplantae, Streptophyta, Magnoliopsida, Lamiales, Orobanchaceae. The record is from the annotation of a GenBank genome assembly.
AUGGCACCCUAUGACCAUGACCUCUUGUCGUCUUCUCUCACCUUGUCCGACCUCUCCAACGCCGCCCCGCCGCCGCCCGCCGCUGCCGGCAGCCUCCACCCGACCGACUCCGAUCUGUCGAGCCUCGCCUCACUCAGCUCGAACCUCGGGCAACUGGUUUCGGCUGCCGAGUUCAACGACUACAGCGACGCCGAGAUCGUGGCCGAUGGCAUCCCCGUCGGCGUCCUACGUGGCGUCCUGGCCGCGAGGAGCCCCUUCUUCCACGAGCUUUUCCAGAAGGAUCGCGUGGGCCCCACCAAUACCACGGAGCGGAAGUACCUGCUUUCCGAUCUGGUGCCUGGCGGGACCGUGGGUUACGACGCGUUUUUGACGGUCUUGAUUUACUUGUACACGGGCCGGGUCAGGCCCGCCCCUCCCGAUGCUUCCACGUGCGUCGACGAGACGUGCCGCCACGACUCGUGCGUGCCGGCAGUCGAAUAUCACGUUCAGCUGUUGUACGCUUGUGCCGCUUUUCGGAUCAACGACCUCAUGGAUUUCGUUGAGCGACGCCUUCAAUAUUUCGCAAACCAAGUUCUCGUGGAAGACAUGAUCCGAAUCGUGAAGGCCGCAAUCCACUGCGGCUCGACCCGCCUCGUCUCCCACUGUGUCCACCGGAUCGCGCUUGUCGACAUCGACGACGUCAUCGUGGACCGGACCCUCCCGGCCGAUAUUGCCACCCGGAUCAAAACCAUCCGCGCAGAGUCCGAUUACGAACAAGAGCACGACUCGUCUCAAGUGAAGCUCCUCCACUGCCUCAACCGCAAGGUCAACAAGAGGAUCUAUCGAGCCCUAGACUCGGACGACGUCCAACUCGUGAAGCUCCUGCUAGACGAGUCGAACCUCACCCUCGACGAGACCUACGCCCUUCACUACGCGGCCGCGUUCUGCAGCCCCAAGGUGUUUGACGAGGUCCGGUCCCUCGGAAAGGCAAAUUUGAACAUUCGAAACGCGAGGGGCUACACGGUUCUUCACAUAGCCGCCAAGCAGAGGGACCCGUCCAUUGCGCUGAGGGUUCUCGAGCACGGUGGGUGCCCGAUGGUGCGCACGUGGGACGGGAGGACGGCAGCCGCGAUGCGGAGGAGAAUAACCCGGCCCAAGGACUUUUACAGCGCAACGGGGCCCGGGAAAAAGACCAAUACGGACCGGCUUUGUAUAGAGGUUUUGGAAAGGGAGAUGCGCGGCGGGAGCCCAUGGAACGGGACCGUGCCGGAGAAGGAAUCGGCUAUGGUGGCGGCACAUGAUCUUCGCAUGAGCCUCCUACUUCUUGAGAACAAAGUGGCAAUGGCGCGAUAUUUGUUUCCCGAGGAAGCAAGAUUAGCUAUGCACAUAGCACGUGCAGAUACGACCUCGGAGUUUUCGGGGCUUUCGACAUCAACAGGAAGCUCGUCCGGCAACUCUAGGGACGUUGAUUCAUAUGAAAUACCACCCGAGCAAGUCAAUAGGCUCCAGCAGAGACUGCAGGCCCUGCAAAAAGCCGUGGAAGCAAGUCGCCGGUUUUUCCCCAACUGCGCAGAUGUUGUGGAUAAGUUGUUGGAGGACGACACGUUAGGCGACCUCUUGUUGGAAAAAGGCAGCCCCGAGGAGCAGAGAACGAAAAGAGUGAGGUACAUGGAACUCAAGGCUGACUUAAUGAAAGCAUUCGAUAAAGAUAUGGCGGUGAACAAGCGUCAAGCUUCUUCUUAUCGGGCUUCCUUGUCGGGUUCGAGAUCCUUAAAAUGA